AUGUCCUCGCUCGACAAACUCGCCAUUCGUGGCAUGUACGUUAAAUCCUACCCUUGUGAAGGUCUCGUCCGCCAUUACUGAGUCGAACUUGACCCGGUUUGGUCCCCCCCCCCCACUUUCCUGGUUCACGCAGCCGUUCGUUCGACCACAAUGACUUUGCCGUCAUGCAAUUCUACACUCCCUUGACCGUCAUCGUCGGGCACAACGGAAGUGGAAAGACGGUACGUACUUUUGAUCAUCCUCAGCUUAGCGCACAUCAUCGUGGGGCUCUCGGCGCGAACGAGCUCUUCGCGUCGCAUCACCUCCCCUCACGUCGCACGCGCCUCGACGCGACCAUCCAUCUGCCCGCGCUUUUUUUUGACAUCUCAACAAGAGUUCUCGCGCUGGGGGGGGGGGGGGAGGGGGGGAGAAAGACAGGCACUGAUUCGGACUACGAUCCCUUCUGCAAUUAUCUACUCCCCUCCUCUACACGUCUGAAUGCAUAGACCAUCAUUGAAUGCCUCAAAUAUGCGACCACCGGUGACUUGCCGCCGAAUACCAAAGGCGGCGCCUUUGUCCAUGAUCCAUCGGUCAGUCAACGCCCCUCAAGACGACGUAAAAAGAUAACGACCCUUGAUCGACUAUGUGAUGCUCAUAACUCACGUUCCUUUCUCCGUUUUCUGAACCCUACUUUUUCUGACACUCCCAGAUCGCAGGAAUGUCCGAAGUGAAGGCCCAAGUCAAGUUGCGCUUCUUCAGUGCGAGGAAGGAGAGGAUCCUCGUCGAAAGGAGGUUACAGGUCACCAAGAAGAAGACCGGCGUAGCGGGACUGACGAUGAAAACCCUCGAGAGUAACAUCACCAUGCUCGAUGAGGGAAAGGAUUCCAAGGUACGUAGUCGGACUAGACUUUGCUGGUUUCUUUGUGGUUGUGUGAGAAGGCAUCAAUUGAAGGGGGGGUGAGUGCUGACUUUCCAUCUGCGAUGACCUUGCGCGCGCGCGCGGAUCCGUUUUAUAUUCAGAAACGUAAUUCGCUCUCGACGAAAUGUGCCAACCUCGACGAGGAAGUCGCUCUCCAACUCGGCGUCUCCAAAGCUAUUUUAGAGAAUGUCAUCUUCUGUCAUCAAGAGGACUCGAACUGGCCUUUGGCCGAACCGGCGGCGUUGAAGAAGAAGUUUGAUGAUAUUUUUGAGGCGACAAAGUCAGUGCUUGAUUGAAUGAGAGGGGUGACGCGAUAAGUUGGGGUUUAAAAACUAGAGCUGACGAGUCUACUUUGCUCCCCCCAAAAAGGUACACGAAAGCGCUGGACAACAUCAAGACGUUGAGAAAAGACCAGGACGCCGAACUCAAGGUCGAUAAAGAGAAACUGGCGGCGCUCAAGACGGAUCGGGAUCGAGCGACCAAGGUUAGUCAUAGCGCACAGAGUGCGAACUCGUGAUAGAGGGUUCCUAUUCUUAUUUCAUUUUGAUGCGCCACGUUGCGUCGACAGCUACGUAAAUCGAUCGACGAAUCGACGAACGCGAUCGCGGUCAAGCAGAGCGAACACGAGGCGCUCGAGGAAGAGAUCACCAAGAUCGUCGAACGCAACAAGACCUUCUUCACGCAGGCUUCCAAGUACCAGGACAUUAUUGGGAAGGCGGAUACGUUGAGGGAGAGAAGGACCGUCGUUGAGGAUAAUUUGACGCAGGUUCAGGCGAACUUGACGGAACUACAUGGUAGGUCCAAGGUGGCUACUGUUGGAGGCAGUUGAAGAGGAACCCUGAAUCUGAUCCGGUUCCUCUUUCACCUAAUCAUAGAUACGGAGGUUGAGUUGCAGAAGAAGAUUGAGAACCAUACGGCUGACAUCGCCGCUCUGCGCAGCUCGAGGGAGGACGUCAAGCGCAAAGCCGCGGACGAGACGGAUUCGCUCGCGGCGCAGGAGCGCAAGCGUUCGACGGCGCAGACCUCGCACGGAAGACUGUUGGCGCAGAAACAGCGCCACGAGGAAAACGUCGAGAUGAGGCAGAUGUUGGUCAGGGAGUUGAGUGUCAAGCAUGGGAUUGAUGGGUAUGAUCAUGAUCGGUUGGGGGAGGAGGAGAUAAGGGAGUUUGAGGAGAAACUUGACGAGGCGAUCGCGGAGCAAGCGGCCAAAGUCGACAAGAUCAAGAGGACUGCUAGAACGAACGAGCAACAGAUGCAGGCUGAGAUCCAGACGCUCAAGAGUGCACAAGCUGCGGAUGAGAGUGCCGCGAGAACGAUUGCUCAGCAGAUCGCGGUGCACACGAGGAAAGUCGCGGUGUUCAAUAGGCAACUCGAUGCGACGAGUGCGAACGUCGGUGACGUGACCAUCGCCGAGGCGUCACUGAGGGAUGAUCAGAAGAGAAAGACGGACUUGGAAAACAAAAUUAGGGAGGCGGAUUAUGAUGGGAAGCUGAGGGUCGAGACGAGGAAGGGCAAGGAAUUGGAGGAGCAGAGGGAUCGACUGCACGACGAGCUGACGAGCUUGAACGCACAAGCCGACGUUAGGGCCAAGCUGCAACUCAAAAGGAACGAUGUGCUGGCCAAGGAGGAGGCGAUUAAGAGACUGUGAGUCUAAUCGUCGUGGCUGCUUGUGGUGGGGUCCUGUGUUCGGGCAAGAAUUGACCACUCCCACCCGUUUUGGUGGAGGCAGAGUGGAAAAGGCCACCCCUUCCUAUCGGAAGCUUUUCAAGGCCGACCCGGCGCGUGCGACGAUGGAAACCGAAAUUAAUGGCGCGAUCACUACCGCUGAAUCGGAGCUGGCCGUCGCCGAGGAGUCGAACGCCGAGGCCAAGAAGCAGUUGCAACAAAUCGAGUCCGCCGUGGGGUACGCUAGAGGCAAGACGAAGGGCCUCACCGAUGAAGCCAAAGGUCAGUGCCCAGGAUGCGAAGGCGACAGGGUGUUGGUGCUGAUGGAAAAGUGGAUUUGUUAUUUUUCGUGAGCAGCCUACAAGCAGACCAUCGAUGAGAAAUUGGCGCAGUUUGCGGCCGAGACUGGAUCCGCCGUGGCAAAAUCUGUUCAGGCGGCGAUCAAGGAGGCGGAGGAAGAAGUCGAGCUGACGCGAAAGUAAGUCACAUCUUCUUCGAAGGCUCCUGAGCUGUUGCUGAUCUGUUGCGGUAAUUUCGCUCUCUUUAGGUCUCUCGAGGACUCGACGCAGUUCGCAUCAAUGUUCCAGAAGAUUCUUGAGUCCAGCGUUCGCGACCGCAAAUGCUUUGGGUGCGAUCGUAAGAUCUUGCCUGAUCAGAUGGACGCUUUCCGUGCCUAUGUACGUUCAUCUGGUCCACGUUGGGACGUACCAUGGCUUGGUGAGCCUGUUCCAUUGGGCCGGCGACUAAUGCUCUUGACCAUGAUUGCUCUUCGCGCAGUGUAGAAGUCGCAUCCAAGGUGGUCCGGGAGGGUCGGCUGAAUUGAAAGCCGACCUAGACGACUGGGUCCAAUCCCUCGAGGAGCGACGUGCCCUAUUGCCAACGGAGGUAGCCUAUCUCAAGCUGAUUGAGCACGACAUCCCCGCGGCCGAGAGAGAGGUCGAAGCCCAGAAUGCGCGCUUGCCAGCGGUCAUCGCACGCACGAAUGAGACGGGCAAAGUCGUCAAGGAGCGCAAGGACACACUCGGCGAACUGCAGAACAUGAAGAGGCCUGCCAGUGAUGUGACGAGGACGCUUCGUGAGGUGCAAGAUUUGGAGAGGGACAUUGGGAAGCUCGAGUCGGAGUUGCAGGCCUCUGGGUCGACGGCGACGACGGACGACAUCACGCAAAAGUUGCACGCGGUCGGCGAAGACAUGUGGGUCAAGUGCUGAGCUCUGCACGUCGCGGAGUAGAGAACUGAUGCCUUUGGAAUAUCCACUCCACAGUCGAGUCAACAAAGCGACCGUCGAUCGCCUUCGCGUGGAACAGCAGAGCCAGAGCAACCUCAUCCAGUCUCUGAUCAAAUCGAUCCACGCAAACGAAAUGGACUUGGCCAAGAAGAGGCAGGAGAUCAAGGAGAGGGAAGACCUUGAGCGUCAGAAGGAAGCGGAGCGAGCCGAGAUUGAAACACUCGAAGCCAGGGCCAAAGUCAGUGCACCGUGAUUGAGUGGAAGUGCUAGACCUAUGGCUGAAGCGCUCGGGUUCGUAACUCGCAGGAAGUCAACACCAAACUUGCCGAAGCUGCUCAACCAAUCCGCAAGCGUGAGGAUGAACUCGCGCAGGCGCGCAACGAGGCGGCGCAGAAGGAGGUGAUGGCCACUCGAGAGCUGCAGUCCUUCAACAAGAGCGCCGAGCAGCUCGCGCUCAACAAGCGCGAGAUUCAAACCUACGAGUCGAGGGGUGGCGCAGGCGAACUCAUCAAAGUCGAACGCGAGCUCAAGCAGUACGAAGGGGUGAUCGCGGAUAUGAAGAAGCGUAUUUCGGCGCUGCAAGACGAGAUGGCGUCCGCCGAUCGUCGUCUCGCCGAUUCGCACGCCGUCCUGCGCAAUCUGCACGACAAUGUGCGACUGCGCAAAUCGAAGCGAGAUCUUGCGACGAUCGAUAGUCAGCUGGAGAGCUUGGACGACGAGGGGGCUCGCAAAGCGUAUCGGAGAUUUGAAACCGAAUACACGGCGAUGCGUCAAAAGCAGUCGCAGAAGCAAUCCGACGUAAGUCGUUGCGCACAUGUGCAUCUGCGAGGCCUUAGUGCUGACACUCCGCGAUGUUGGCUUUGACUUCCCACAGCAAGCAAAACUCGGAGGAGAACUGGCUACGAUGCGCUCAGCGCUCAAAGAAAAGAAGGAGGAGCUCGUGUCUGAGUACGACAGGAUCGAGGAGAAGUACAAGCAGGAGCUUGUCAAAGUCAAGACGACCGAGGUCGUGAGCAACGAUUUGCUCAAGUACGCCAAGGCGCUCGACGCGGCGAUCAUGGCGUUCCACUCACUUAAGAUGAAAGAGAUCAACGACACGAUCGCCCAUCUGUGGAUGAAGACGUACCAAGGCACCGAUAUCGACAAGAUCAUGCUCAAGUCUGAUUCCGAAGGCAAAGUCGCGGGGACCAAGGCCUCGUACAAUUAUCGUGUCGUGAUGAUGAAAGACCAGGUCGAGAUGGACAUGCGAGGGCGAUGCAGUGCGGGCCAGAAGGUGUUGGCCAGUAUCAUCAUCCGUUUGGCCCUGGCCGAGUCGUUUGGCACCAAUUGCGGUAUCAUGGCGUUGGAUGAGCCGACGACGAAUCUGGACCAAGAUAACAUCAAGGCGCUUGCGUCGGCGCUCGGCGACAUCAUCAAGGACCGCCGCAGCCAGGCAAACUUCCAACUCAUAAUCAUCGUAAGCGCUAUUAUUGGCCACCCUGCUGCUUUCUUCCCCCCACUGAACGCCAUUCGUGUCUAUGCCGGUGCAGACCCACGACGAACAAUUCCUCGAAACGCUCGGCGGCUCAGGCGUCAUCGACAAGUGAGUGCAGGACACCAUACCCCGCCAAAACGAGACUGAGGUGGCUGAAUGAUACCUUCUUUCCUGUAUCCAGAUAUUUCCGAGUCUCAAGGGGUGGUAAUGGCCAGGUCUCGACCAUUGAACGACAGAGGCUGAAUUGA
Microbotryum saponariae is the source of this 5512-nucleotide messenger RNA. The record is from the annotation of a GenBank genome assembly. Lineage: Eukaryota; Fungi; Basidiomycota; Microbotryomycetes; Microbotryales; Microbotryaceae.